CGCCUAGGCGACAGCGGAAUAUCCACAUACACAUACGACGACCACUCUGACUUCGUCCUCAGAUACGGCUUGUCCGAAUCAUAGGAUCAUUCAACGCUCAUCGUUCGAACAACCUUUCGCUUGACCCCAUCCAUCGCAUCACUGCUUACCAUCCACAUCGCUAUCCAUUAUCAUGACUGGUUGACCAUACCUCCCCGUCCAUUCCCACCUAACGACUUGACGAUAAUUCAUGAAUUCAAACGACCUAUCAACGACAAUCUUCAUCCACUUCAGCGGCAGUCAGUCAACAUUCUCUGGACUGUGACUGCACACAGUUUCAACCCUGAUCCACACAUUCGCUGAUCGAGACCUGGCCCGUGGCUCACAACAAACACCAUUCGUCAUGAAUAGCCAAAUAACGCCAGGCCUUCUGCACCAUGCUCCUACCCACCACCAUCGACCUCCCCCACCACCGUCUUCUUUCUCUCGUUCCCACGGCCAGUCUACGGUGAAAGACUCGCUCCGCAGAAUCCCUUCUUCUCUCUUUACGAAAGCAGACGACAAGACUCGUCGACCCAAAGCAGACAAGCUGACCAUCUACAAAGACGACGACGCACCUCCGCCCAGAAAAUCAUCACUCUUCGACUCUCGACGACCUCUCUUCACAUCGCCAAAGCGUACAGCAGACAAAGAAAAGGUCAAGACGACUGGUAAGACUCGCAAGGCCUUGGCCGAUAUUCUUCACUGGGGAAACAGUCAAUCUCCCGGCAAGUCACGUCAACAAGUGCUCGAAAAGGUCUCUGCAAGUGGUGCUCGGCUCGGUCUAGUAUCUGGACCUAUAUAUGCUCAACACGCCGUUCCACUCGUGCCUCCGAAAGACACCAGUAUCGCCGGUUCUUGCCCAUCAGGUACCAUAUCUCAAAAAUCAUCAGACUCAUCGUCCAACAUGUCCAUCGGCCCCCCACCUGUCAGUCGCAAACAAUCCUCUCGACUGUUGAAGAAAAAGCCUUCUCGACCGAGUCUCCCUCAUCAACCCUCACGAUCUGGUCUUUCUGCCUUGACCUCUUCUCUUCGAGGCAAAUCCCCCGUCCAAGAUGUUACGCCUCGCGCUCGGCCUAGUAUGGCACCUGAUCCUUUCGAGAGAACUGAUGGGGACGUGGAGGUUGUCGAGACCAUUCCAUGUCGUGUCGGGUCCAUCUCAAGCGUCAGUACAUCCUUGGAUAGGAGAGGAAGUAUCUCUUCGCGCAAAGCAUUGUCCACCAAGACUGUUUCGUCCGCUACGGGGAGCACAAAAAUUCUGCCCGAAGUACCACCCUUCACGAAAUCAUUACAAACUCUUGUCGAACCGAGCACCGUCCGACCCAAGCAUACGUCGGUUCCUGUGGCUCCUCGAUCGCCUCUGGUCAACUUACCUCCCCGUACAGCGUCCCUUGGAAGAGUCCUCGGCGAUAUCGCAGCUGCAUCGGCUAAACAGGACCAGUCAAGUUUGCCAUCCCGACCAGCGAUCCAUUCGCUCCAAGUAGACGAUGUCAAUCAACGUCAACGCGAGGCUGAGAUCAAAGCCAGAGCGGUGCCAUCACCAAUCUCGUUGGGAUGCGAAUUGACUCCCUUCGUAGAAGAGACGUCAGAGGCUAAGACGCUCAAGAGGGAGAAGACCAAAUCAAAAGUGUGGACCUUAUUUCGAGGUAAGAAAGGAACAGCAUCAAUCGAGGCACCAAAACUACUACAUGACCGCCCAGUCAUGACACUGGAGCCGCCACGAUUGACUCAGCGAAAGGUAUCCGUCCGCAAACCUGUCCCACUUCUCGAUCCCUCAGAUCUCGCCGACCACAGUCAAGCACGGUCUGCUCCAACGCUCGCAUCCCGCCCGCGUCCGCCCGCUCUACACCUGAUCAAACCAUCCAUCGAUGGUCCAAGUCUCCAUGCCUCCCUCUCUGCGUCUAACAGUCCCCCGCCUUUCGCGGAUCUUCUACCCAAAUCAGCAUCCUCAAAUGAUUGUGUCAUCACCCCGACAUCAGCCACUCAUGGCAUAGCCCCUUCUCUACCCAGCUCCUUUCACAAAGACAACGGCAGGAAUGACGCAUCAGCCACCAGCGUAGGCAGUGACAAAGGUGCUAGCAUGCAGUCCCGAAAGCCUAUGCCCAAACGCAAGUCCCUCUCUGGUCUCUUCGGUCUCGCCAUGCGAAAGUCGUUCGACAGGCUAAAGCCUGAUUUGCAAUCUGCCAAGUCUGGAGCACCUCCUUCUUCCUUUACUUUGGGCAAAGCGGCAGCUCACAAGGCGUUCGAGAUGGGCAAUGAGUCCCUCAGUCUCACUUCGUCUCCCAAAGGCUCCAAAGGGCACUCGAAGGCCACACAGCUUCGAUCGCUGGCUGAGGAGAUACAAGAUGCCGACAGCGGACUCUCAAGCAACCGGCAUUCGUCACCUCCCUUUUCCAGGCAUGAACACAGUGCUAUGAGAGAUGCUUCGUCAUUCUGCACUGAUCGUGACAUCAGCCAUGUCGCGAGUGCAACGGACAAACUUUAUGACCUGGUCGAGCACUGCAACUUCUCACCUGCUCCUACUGUCGGUGUCUCUCCCGCAUCGACCUCUGAUCAGCCAUCUCUUACUUCCAUUGAAGUCGAUGGUAGUCCUACUCCGAUGCGACGCGUUCGAUCCGCUGUGCUCACUUCAAAGAAAUCCAAGGAUAGCCCCAUGCGAUCCGGUACGAAUAUAUCUCCGCUCAAAUUGGCUCUACACCGCUCGCAGAUGGCUCACACGACCGGAAACCAAGGCAACAAAGCCAAGAAGGCGAGACCGGUCUCCAGCCCUGCUGAUUCACCGCCACGAACGAGUAUGGUGAAGAAGGGUAUGAGGAAUAUCUUCGCUCCGCCCUCACCUCCGCCCGCUCCUGCUUUCUCUCUGCCUGGGUACACUCAAACACAGCAACCGAGAUUUCUCAACGCACCGCAGCUUGGUCUACCUUUGCCACCUCCCCAGAACCGCAUCUCGCCUCGACGCCAGCAUACUGAACCUCCCCCGCCAUCCUUGCCUCCUGUUCCAGCUUCAGCUGGUGAACCGCGAAAGUCAAGUAUUGGGCCCGACCAUCUCGGCAUCAACCAGCUGAAUAGGGAUGACUUGAGAGGCCGCAUCGCAAGCGACCUAUUGUCACCAGAUAUCGAAUCAGAUAAUCGUCACUCGUUUGACUUUACUGGCGAAUAUGCUUCUCUCAAUCAAGGCGACAAGCGUUUCUCGUUCGUAGAGGCGCUAGCGAAAGUCCGAUCCAGAGAGAAUCUCGCGCUCCCGGCUCUUCCUCCUGUACCUCCUCCUAACCUGAUCAGGACCCUGGAACCAUUGCUCGAGGACCAGAGCUUUCGUGUGGCUUCGGCCCCAGAGAUGGAUGACGACAGUGACAGCGAGCUCGAAGAUGAAGACUGCAUUGUGGUACCACAAAUUGCUUAUCGCGCAUCUCGUGUAUCGGCGUCGCCCCGAGUAGCCAAGUCUUCAACGUCCUCAACAUCAACGGUUCAACGCCGAAGUCCUCGACCUCCUCCAUUUCAGGGCAAUCCAGCCUUCCAGAUGCGAGUCUCUCAGCUCAAAGAGAGCAUGACUCCACCUGCCUCGAUCCACGAGUCUGGACCUCACUCCUUGAAACACAAUCCGUCUCUGACUGCAUUGAUAUCCAUGGUUGAUGAGCCGGAGGCUUCUCUCCCCGCUCACGAUGCGAGUAGCCAACAUUCCCAACAAGACUCCCUUGAGGCACCUCGACCGGCGUUCUCGCAAUCUCACGAUCGAGCGGAAUCUGGCGUCAGUAUUGCCACGAUGUCUUCACUUGGUGCAGUCAUCGAGACCGGCAUCGCUGGCGAGUAUACCAACUACUUCGAAGUCAACUUUACAAAGCAUCUCAGGGAACAGAGUGAAGAAGUGCAGGCCCAUACGGCUCCCUUGAGCUCUAUCCCGGCGGCGUCUUGCAAUGUGUCAAAGGAUUCGAUCAUUGGUCCCAUGAAGCGGCAUCAUCGCCGGCAGUCGUCGAUUGGCUCGAUCGACUCUAUUCCUGGCUUGGAGAAUCUUCUUAUGCCGAACGGUCCACCCAUCAGCAUGUACAACUCUCGUCGAAAUUCCCACGUUUCAUAUGUGUCUAGACAUCGCAGAGGAUUUUCGGGUGGAGGAUCAUUCGGUCGACCAGAUUGGGCUGCCCAUCGACGCAGUACCUCUUCAGUAGACUCGUCUCGAUCAGCAAUGUCGACUACGUCUAUCGGUCAAUUGGGCCGACCAGGACUUGGGGAGAAGAUGUUUGAGCUGGACGGUGGAGUACAGUUGACUUCCAUCGCGGCUUCUCCAUCGGUCAAUCGAGACGAUGAAGACAAUUGCGACGAUGCAGACGAAGACUGGAUUGAUCGGGAGGACUCAGACAAGGCCUGCGCUGGCUCCAGGAAUGAUCAGCGUGACUCUUGCUGCGGCAGCCCAGCGACCAAUCGAGCUAGUCGAUCGAGCUGGGACAGUGUCCUCGAUACGUCGUUCCGGGUGGUCCAUCCUGGCGAUCCGAUGCCUAAACGAACAAGUUGGGACAGCAUACUUGAUUCGUCGUUCCGCGCUGUUCCGCCUGGUGCUCGAAUGCCAAAGCUACCUCGCAUGGCAGUCAUGGAUGACGACGAUUCGUUCUUUGCUCAAGCGGUAUCGCCAGAGCCAGAGUCUAGGGAGGAUGCCACGCUAAAGCCUGCCACCAGUGGAUUCUUCCUCCAACCUCUUAGACCGAUCUCUAUGGUGAGCUCCGCUACCAGUGUUGGAGACGAGGGAAUCGACGACAUGUGUAUCAAUGUGGCCAAGUAUGCGAAACGUCUGGAAAGUGUCUCGCGAGAGAAUAUACAGACUGUGACUGCUCAAGCGCAGCAAUGUUUUGAGGGAGAAGGCGAGGAUGAGUCGAUGACUCAAGCCGACUUAUCCAUCUCUACCGGCUCCAAUGGAUCGACCCAACGACUUGGAUCAACAUUUUGUCGACCUGUCAGACCUCGACGCAAACCUGCUCACCUCAUAUUCAAGGACGCUCAUCAGCCGGAUACGCCUGUGCUAUCGUCACCAUCCGCGUCUGAGUCUUCUUCUCGUCUCAGCUUGGAGACUCGCUUCUCUGAUGGCGCUUCAUCGUUUUCAGCAUCUCGUCUUCGACCUCUGGGUGCCGGUCACGCUCGGCAAAAGUCAUCUCAGGGAGUCACGGUUCACCCCACUAUCAAGGAAGAGCCCUCUCUCACCACGCUUCGGGCGAAGAUCUCACCCCGAAACGUCCAGAAUGACAACAGUACGAUCCGAGUCGCUGGUCCUGGACCCCGCCAGCCCAUUCAAGUCAAAAGCUGGUACGCUGAUGGCGAGGAGGAAGAGGAAGAGGUAGAAGAUCAAGAGAUGCUGCAGCAAAUGAAGAAGUGGAGCGAAUUGCGCCAUGAGGCAGAAUAUGAGUGCCGAAGGGGCAAAAUGCUCUGGCAGGAUCCAAGAAGCAGCUCGUAUGAGGAAUUCUCACCGCCCAAGACUGUGCGCGGUAUCAUGGAUUUCCUCGCCAAGUCUCAAGCUACGUACCGACCGCUCGAGGAGAAGCAAUCUUCUGGUAAUGGUGUUGUUGCUGAUCGGCGCAAGUCUUCGUUCAAAGAGGUCAGGCCGCUCAUGUCGCCAUACGGUCUUCCCUUGCCCAAGUCUGCAUCACAGGUCCCUCAAAGACCAAAGGGAAGUCUGCAGACCAAAUUCGAGAGGACGAAUUCCUCGGCCUCUACGAAUAGUCGACUUUCGUUUGGGCCGGACGGCAUCAGCGAGGCAUGCGGACCUGGAAGUGGUCUAACUCCCAGGUCGUCAAGCUCGACAUCCCCCUUCGCAGCACUCUUUCCCGAGCUCGUUCCACCUCCUUCAGCCAUCUUUGCUCAGUUCACACGAGAGCUUCCACCUUCUCCUCCUCCCAUCUUACCCUCCCAUGCAUUCACGCCCUUCCGUCUGCCGCCUAUGAAAAUGCGACUUUCAUCACCAGCAAGUCCGCAGACGACCACGACGGAAGUCCAAGAGGUGAUGCAAGAUACAAAGCGAUCGAGAGUCACAUCCUCUGCUCGACGCAAGGCUUUGGGAUGGGGCAGGAGGAGGAACUCGGAUGGUCCGACACAAGUGGAAAGCUUGGCCAGAGGCGCAGAAGCACAACAUCUGCCGAGUAUGCCAGUGAGCCAUCUUUUGGUGCCUAAGAAGGAAGGACCAUCCAUCUUGACGCCAUCGAUCCUCAAUUCUGGAGAGAGAUCGCCGAUCAAGUCCUCUCACAUGAAAGCUCAUGGCUCUGCAGAGGGACGCCCAAUCGUCCAUUCUGGUCGAGAGAAUGAUUUACCUGCCAAUAAGCCUCCUUUGAGGAUCUCGAGCCGAAAGGCUGCGAAGCGCACUCAGAGCCAGCCUGUGGCAUUACGAGUGUGACACGAUUUGAGCCCAACGCUGUAUAAUACGAUAUAACACGGAUAUGACUGUAACGCUUUGGAACGAAACGAUACCAUUUGGAUACUUGACGAUCUCACGGAUUUUUAUGAUUGAGCAUGAACGAGCUUGGCUCAGACUGAGCUUCUAGCGGGGGCAGAAGAUGCCCGCUCGACGUCCAACAGAUUUUUCUUUAUUGCUACCCACAUAUCUUCUAGUAUACAUCUAUUCCCCUCAUAGUCAUCUUAUCCUUACUUCAAGAGAUGCUACUUGCAUGCGAUAC
This is a messenger RNA of Kockovaella imperatae, 6665 nucleotides long. RefSeq lists its product as hypothetical. The transcript is spliced from 8 exons. The coding region runs from base 383 to 6385 and encodes 2000 amino acids. NCBI's taxonomy places the organism in Eukaryota, Fungi, Basidiomycota, Tremellomycetes, Tremellales, Cuniculitremaceae. The record is from RefSeq and is a predicted model, not a curated record.